UCCCGCCUUAAAAAGGCGGAGCCUCUGAUAUUGGUACAAAUAAUAAAUACACUCGAGCAGAGCUCAGUGUUACUUGCUUCCCUCCUGAGUCUUCAUUCCCCACAGAGACGAAAGACGACCACGAAAAAGAUGCUCUUGUACACUGUCGUGACAAUUCUUGCAUUAUCAAAUGCCUGCCAAGGUAACCAUCUGAGAAACUUUGUCCGCUCUGUGGUGAAGCGGCAACUGGUCGCUUUAAAUGGUGACAUUUCUGACAUAAAGGGAGCCUUGGCCAGCAUACAGAAUGAGCUGGCCAAGGGCAAGGGUGCAGCCUGCUCGACAGUGCAGUCCGGCUGGGGGCCCCCGUUUGACGUGUUUGGGAAAGGCGCUCAGUACUAUUUGGCUUUCCGCGGAACGGCCGGCGCGGGCCCCUCGGUCUAUGACACUUACAUCGGCAAAGGACGAGAGCGUAGCAUUGAAGCGUGCUGUAGACAGGUAAACGGAUCACUUCCUUGCUCUGGGCAUUACCGUAAUGCGGGCAUCUUGGAUAACUGGCAGAAUAUCGAAGAGGUAGUCGUGGCUCUGUAUGACCGUGGUGUCCUCAAACAGUCCUUGACCUUUGACGCCGCCGGCACAGACUACCUGUCCUGGUUCAGUGCUGCCAAUCUCAAGGACCCUGGAAUUUGGCGAGAUCUGCAGAGAAAACACACCAACUUUUUCUCUAUUACUGGGGAUCAGCGUUAUGAGCGCCCCUUCUUCAUUAACAACAAAUACGGUGGAUGUCCAGGUGAUAGUGGUUGGUUGGUGGCCGCGGAUCACCAGCGUCAUCCAUGUCCUUGGGAAAAGCAUUCAUCUUACCCACAGUUCUUAUACAGCAAGGACAACGGACCUACACAUUGGAAUAAAAAUGAGAAAAUCGAUCGAGCUGACGUCCUGGCAAUUUUCGUUAAGCCAUACAACGGCUGCAACAGCCAGUAACUUCUUAAAAAUAUAACCGGAUUCUUUGUUUUUAUCUUUUUUCUUAAAAUCUAAAGAAGUAAAAUAAUCUACUUCAACGAAAAUGAUGUAAUUUAACUGUAAUUAGUGAAUUAGAGUAAUGGCCCUUAAGUUAAAGAAAUAAACAAAAAACAUUUAACCAUAAGAAAUAAAUAUAUUGCUGUCUGUCUUAAGUACAUUAUGGCGUGCAGAGAAAGAUGUUGUAGAAUCCAUGUGCAUAAAGCACUGUUACAAGUUCAAUAUUCAACACAUGUAAACAUUUUUAAAGAAAGCUGAGGUAUGAAUAAAAGAACUCAAAAUCAU
Aplysia californica (California sea hare) is the source of this 1278-nucleotide messenger RNA. RefSeq lists its product as uncharacterized. NCBI's taxonomy places the organism in Eukaryota, Metazoa, Mollusca, Gastropoda, Aplysiida, Aplysiidae. The record is from RefSeq and is a predicted model, not a curated record. Bases 130 to 957 code for a protein of 275 amino acids. The transcript has 5 exons.